AACGCGUGUUCCUCCGCAGAGGGCUUGCGCUUUUUUUCGUUGGAGGGGGAGGGGGGAUUUAGGUGAAUAUGGCUCCAGCGAGGCACUGACCGCCGCUAAAAUUCACAAAGAGGCGCAGUGAACGCGUGGAUGCGACGGCGCCGGGUUAUUUGCGAGAAGAAACGCGGGGUCGUCUCGCUGGGUCGGCUCGCACGGACGCGCACUAGUUGCCGCUCGGCGGAGGCACAGCUCGACGCACAGCCGGGACUCGGUGAGAGCGCAGCUGAAUGGAGGCAGCCUCUUCCUGGUGGAUAAACAGUGACAGCUACAGGGCAGCCACCGAGACCCAGCGCACAGGCUCCGGCGCUGCCCUGGCAAACAACACCAAAAUGGCUUCAGACAGUACACACACCGCGCAGUUGACUUCUGAGCUGUACUUCCUAAUAGCCCGGUUUCUAGAGGCUGGACCGUGUCAGAAAGCGGCCGAGACCCUGAUCAGGGAGGUGGAGGAGAAGGAGCUGCUGCCCAAAAGACUGGACUGGACGGGGCAGGAGCACCCCGGGACCUACGAAAAUUUGGUGAAGCUCAACCGACACAUCAGUCCAGAGCACCUGCUGCAGGUCUGCUCUAGAGUUUGUCCGCUGCUGGAGGGGGAGGUCCCUGCCAGCGUGCCCGGACUCAUCAGCCUUCUGGGAGCCGGCAGGCAGAAUCUGCUCCGCACCAGCAAGAGUUGCAAGCAUGUUGUGUGGAAGGGCUCAGCACUGGCUGCCCUUCACUGCGGACGACCACCGGAGCCGCCAAUUAUCUAUGGAAGCCCACCUAAUAUUGUGGAGACAAGCUUCGGCCGUCGACUAAACGGAUCCUACCGUCUCCGGCAGCUGUUGCCCACUGCCGUGUACCAGCACAUGAAGAUGCACAAGAGGAUCCUGGGACAUCUGUCGUCCGUGUACUGUGUCACCUUCGACAGGACGGGACGACGCAUCUUCACGGGCUCAGACGACUGCCUUGUGAAGAUCUGGGGGACAGACAGCGGACGUCUGCUGGCGACGCUGCGUGGCCACGCCGCCGAGAUCUCCGACAUGGCCGUGAGCUACGAGAACACCAUGAUCGCCGCAGGUUCCUGUGACAAGACCAUCAGAGUGUGGUGCUUACAGACCUGUGCCCCUUUGGCCGUCCUGGAGGGACAUGCAGCAUCUAUCACCUCACUACAGUUUUCUCCUCUCUGUUGUGGCUCCAAGCGUUACCUGUCCUCCAGCGGAGCUGACGGAACCAUCUGUUUCUGGCAGUGGGACGCACGCACGCUCAAGUUUGGCCAGAGACCCAGUAAAUUCACGGAGCGUUCCAGGCCUGGUGUCCAGAUGAUCUGCUCCUCCUUCAGUGCAGGUGGGAUGUUCCUCGCCACAGGAAGCACGGAUCACAUCAUCAGGGUGUACUACUUUGGCUCAGGCCAGCCAGAGAAGAUCUCUGAACUUGAGUCGCACACAGACAAAGUUGACAGCAUCCAGUUUUCACAUUGCAGUGACAGGUUUGUGAGCGGCAGCAGGGAUGGUACAGCACGAAUCUGGCAGCUGCAGCCUCAGGGCUGGAGGAGCAUUCUGCUGGACAUGCAGACCAAAUUACCCGGCGUAAGCAAAACUGAUCUCAACUUGCAAAACACAUGCCAUCAACAUCCAACCCUCAGGAAGUACAACCCUCCUCCACUGGAAGACAAGGUGACCAAGCUGAAGGUUACCAUGGUAGCGUGGGAUCGCCACGACAGCACGGUGAUCACAGCAGCCAACAAUCUGACGCUGAAGGUGUGGAACUCCACAACGGGAAACCUGGUCCAUGUCCUGAUGGGUCACGAGGAUGAGGUGUUCGUUCUGGAGCCACACCCCUUUGAUCCGAGAAUCCUGUUCUCAGCAGGGCAUGAUGGGAACUGUAUUGUGUGGGACCUGGCCAAAGGGGCCAAGAUCCGGUCCUACUUCAACAUGAUUGAGGGCCAAGGACACGGGGCAUUGUUUGACUGUAAAUGUAGUCCAGAUGGGCAGCAUUUUGCAGCCACAGACUCCCAUGGACACCUACUCAUCUUUGGCUUUGGCUCCAGCAGCAAGUACGACAAAAUCGCGGACCAGAUGUUCUUCCAUACCGACUAUCGGCCGCUGAUCCGAGACGCCAACAAUUACGUCCUGGAUGAGCAGACACAGCAGGCGCCACACUUAAUGCCCCCUCCUUUCCUGGUGGAUGUAGAUGGAAACCCCCACCCCCCUAGAUACCAGCGGCUGGUGCCAGGCAGGGAGGGCUGCAGGGACGAGCAGCUGAUCCCACAGAUGGGUGUCACUUCCUCAGGCCUGAACCAGGUGGUGAGCGAGCAGGCGGUGGAUGGUUCCAGUCCUCUGGACACGAUGAUUCAGAGGCUGCAGCAGGAACAAGACCAAAGACGGGGAACAAAUGAUGCCCCUGCUCCGGGUGCUGUGAACAGCAUGGCCAGUAGAGGAUCGGUGGGUUCGCCGAUGGAGGUGCACUCCCCACCCAACGUGGGUCUACGUCGCAGCGGCCAGAUCGAGGGUGUACGCCAGAUGCACAGCAACGCCCCGCGCAGCCAGAUGGCCACAGAGGGAGACCUGGUGGCCUGGAGCCGCAGGGUGCUGGUACCUGAGCUGGAGGACGCCUCUGUCGGGAGGCAGAUGACCUGGCGUGAGGCUAAAGGGGAGGAGGAAAUCAAUAUUUAUCAGUCAGAGAGGAGGAGACGCACCAUCCACUCUCUCCCCAAGGAGAGCAGGGUUCAUCCCACAUCUGAGUGUGUCGUAGACGAGGGGAGGAAGAGUCAGGGUAACCAUGGUUAUCAAACUCGUGCUGCCAUGGAGGAGACGAGUCGGCAGAGCGCUGAGGGUGCAGAUGACGAUGACAGCACCUCAGAGGGAGAGGUUGAGGUACGUCAAAUCAACGGCCAUUCCUCAGAGGAGGAGAAGGAGGAGGAGCAAAAAGAGCCCUGGCCAGAUGACCACAGUAGUUCAAGCGACUACUCCAGCGAUUACUCGGACUGGACGGCAGAUGCGGGCAUCAACCUUGAACCGCCCAAGAAGAGCGUUAAAGUAAAAAAGAAGAGCAGCAGCUCUGAGGAGGACGUAGAGAAGAAGAGGGAUGGGAAGAAGGAGAGGAAGAAAGACAAACCAGACAAAGACGACGCGUUACCAAAGAAGAAGCAGCCAAAGGAAAAGAGGAAGAGGACUGAGUCCGAGGAGCAGGGCCUGACUCUGGAGGAGUGGCUUCCCUCUGCUUGGAUCACAGACACGGUCCCCCGGAGAUGUCCUUACAUACCCCAGAUGGGAGACGAGGUAUACUACUUCCGACAGGGACAUGAAGCCUAUGUGGAGAUGGCCAAACAGAAGAAGAUUUACAGCAUCAAUCCUAAGAAGCAGCCGUGGCACAAGAUGGAGCUUCGGGAGCAGGAGUUGAUGAAGAUAGUUGGCAUCAAGUACGAGGUUGGCUUGCCCACGCUGUGCUGUCUUAAACUUUCCUUCCUGGACCCUGACACCGGCAAACUCACCGGAGGAUCCUUCUCCAUGAAAUACCACGACAUGCCUGAUGUAAUCGACUUCCUGGUGUUGCGGCAGCAGUAUGACAAUGCCAGAAAUAGACAGUGGAGUAUAGGUGACAGGUUUCGGUCAGUGAUAGAUGAUGCCUGGUGGUUUGGGACCAUUGAGAGCCAGGAGCCCUACCAGACCCAGUAUCCUGACAGCCUGUUCCAGUGCUACAAUGUCUGCUGGGACAAUGGAGACACGGAGAAGAUGAGUCCUUGGGAUAUGGAGAUGAUCCCUGAUGACGCCACGUUCCCUGACGAGUUGGGCCUGAGCGUCCCCCUGGUAGAAGACGAGCAGAAGGAGCUGCUUUACGUCCCUAUGGACGGAGAAUGGGGCUCCGAAACACGCAUAGACGAGUGUGAACGCAUCAUCAAAGCCAUCGACCAGAUCUGCACGCUCGAUGUAGCGGCGCCAUUUGCCUUUCCAGUGGACCACCAGGCUUACCCCACAUACUGCACAGUAGUGGCCUAUGUCACUGACCUCAGCACUAUGCGCGAAAGGCUGGUGAACCGCUUCUACAGACGACUGUCCUCACUGAUGUGGGAGGUUCGUUACAUUGAACACAACGCGCAAACGUUCAACGAGCCUGGAUCCUUCAUCGUCACUACCGCCAAGUUCGUCUCUGACCUCAUGCUGCAAUUUAUUAAGGACCCAAGUCUGACCGACCUCAUGCCCCUGUACAAAACUAUGAAGAAGGCAACUUUCUCUGACUCUGAAGAUGAGGAUGAGGAGGAGGAGGAUGAAGAUACUAAUACUCCUGGAACGUCCACACGAAACCAUAAGAGACGUCCACCGAUGCAGCGCCGACUGCGAACCCGACCUCCUUCCUACGACCCUCAUGCAUGGAGGGGGCGCUGUAAGGAGCUGCUGGACCUGCUCUUUCAGUGCGAAGACUCCGAGCCCUUCAGAGAACCCGUGGACCUACAGGAAUACCCGGAUUACCUGCAAAUAGUUGAGUCUCCAAUGGACUUUGGAACCGUUCUCAACACGCUAAAAGAAGGAAAGUACCAGUCUCCCAUCCAGCUCAGCAAAGACGUGCGGCUCAUUUUCAGCAAUUCCAAAGCGUACACGCCCAGUAAGAAGUCUCGGAUCUACAGUAUGAGUCUGAGGCUUUCUGCUCUAUUUGAGGAGCAUGUCAGCCCCAUCUUGGCCGAUUACAAGGCUAUCCACGGCCUGACAGGAAAACUGACCAGACAGGGCACGGACAGACAGACGCGACACACGACAGACAGACAGACGAGGCACGCCAUGAAGAGGAGGAGGAGGAGGAGCGAGUCUCCCCAAAGCAGCACUGCAUCCAGCCCAGAAAGGAAGAGACGUGUAUCAUCUAGGGUGACGGCAAAAAGGGAGCCGUCACCAGCUCCACCACGAAGUUCCUCCCUGAGACAGAGCGUUCCACAGAAGCAGCCGCCCCAGCUUGUCAACGGGAAGGCGGAUACACCGGCUGGCGGGCGAACACGCAGCGCAGCACGCCAUUCUGCACAUUCUCCGCCUGCCGCCUCCUCAUCGCAUAAUUCCACGAGCAACACAACAGAGUCGACUCGUUCGCUGAGGACUCACACCUCCGUGUCAGCUUCAACGCCACCGGUCUCUGAAAAGGGGACUCCCACUCCAGCUGCAGAAAGUAGCAUUGGAGGAAGCACCCGGCGGAAACUCAGGACACCUGUACGACACACGCCUGGCUCUCUUGUCAGCCCUUCAUCUCAGAACACAGCCCACCUGAAUGGCCACAGUAGUCAUGUGACCCUCGGCAUGGGGAAGAGGGGGCGGAAGUCCAGAAUAGACCCACCGGUGAGUCCUCCAGAGGUCACGACGCCGGCGAGCCCCUCUAGACCUCAAGAUCGCCCCCCUGGCAAGAAGAGAGGCCGGAAGAGCAAGCAGGAGCUGGAGGAGAUGAGAAGGAGCAGUAACCGCAGGAGCUCCACCCCCGAUGAGGAGCUCGACCACUCCACAGGAGACGAAGGCGGGGCAUCUUCUGCACAGGAAACAUCUGUGCUGUCAGACUCUGGCGUGCCAUCGACGCCUAGACGGCGCGGCCGGCCCCGAUUGGUACGAACUGAUGAAUCAACUCCUCCCGCGGAGUCACCGGAGCCCUCACCGCUGAGGAGGAGCAGCAGAAGAGCCAAUGAGGAGGUGACCGCUCCUCCACAGACCGCCCCUCAGCGAUCCAAUCGCAGGGAGUCUCCAAAGGAGGAGGAAGGUGAGGGUGAAGGGGGGUCCAUGCGCACACGUAACCAGGGGCGACGGUCAGCCUGGUACAUGGAGGAGGACUCUGAGGAGGAGCAGAGGCAGCUGCUGUUUGAGGACUCAUCGAUCACCUUCGGCACCUCCUCGAAGGGACGCGUCCGCAAGCUGACAGAGAAGGCCAAAGCCAACCUGAUUGGCUGGUAACAGAACACACAUGCAGGAUGUGAGGAGGAGGCCGACUGCCCUGACGUCUUUGCAGUUGAUGAGUAGGGGGCUAUCUAGGAAGUCAUGUUGCUGUUGUAUGCAUUUCUGUGCACGUACGUGUGUGUAUAUGUCUGAACGGCCACUGGCUCAGCUGCUGCUAUUUGAAGCUGUGACUACGGAGAGACAACAGCGCAGUGGUCUGUCCAAUUCUACUUCCUCUCAGCCCAGUGAGCCCAUCACUAUGGCAACCAGUGGCUUUCAGCAUGUUCUUCUGUUCGAGCUCCUCUGACGUUACUGGUCCAUGUUGGAUCUGAUAAGACGCUCGUCGACUCCCGUGUCGGUGGUGUUGUGACCUGCCUCUGUCCAGUGAUCGACUCUUUGCCCCGGUCUCACCUGAAACACUUCUGGGUGUCACAGACUGGACGGAGUUUUAGUACUUGAAAAAGUCCUCGAAGAGAUGGAUGCAUCUCGUCUCUUUACUAUUUCAGAGAAACUUUUCAAGUGUCUCAGCUAGGAGGAAAAAAGUCGCCCGCUGAAUUUAAAUUGUUCGGUCUGUGAUGGACGACAGACCGAGCACUGGCUGACAACAUCUUUCGCCCCUGUCAUCAUUGUUCCUGUUCUUUUUUUUCUUUUAUACAACCCUUUCUUGGCUUUUUCUAAGAUUUGUACGUAACGAUCGGCUCUCUGUUUUGGAAGUCUUACACAUUGGCUGACCUGAGCGUGUCUGUCUGUGCUAAAAUACCAAAUGGUGUACCUGUAUAGGUACUGUAGAUCUGCAGGCUCUGUUUACUAUUGGGGUGUGUGUGUGUGUGUGUGAGUUUUGUUUUGCAUGUUAGAAAGAGGAAGCAUCACUUUUUUUCCCAGAAGCUGUUUUUACUGUGAGGAGGUGAAAAAGGAUGCAUGGGUGAAAGGGUUCAUUUUAGAUCACGUUUCAAUGCGUCCUCAACAUUAGCAAUACCUUGUGCCUUUAUGUCUUUGGAGUGUGUGCGUGCGUGUGUGUGUGUGUAUGAGCGUGCUUGGCCUCUGCCCUGCAAAGUACAUGUGCCUGUAUGUGUGUGAACUUAUGUUGUGUGCGCAACUGAAGGAGUGUGUGUGUUUUAUAACACAACUGAGUGUGUCACUUCCACUUUCAGUGUACAAACAGUGGCAUACAGUUUGAUCGUUUCUGAAACCUCUCAAAGAAAAUGUAUUUAUAGCAGUUUGAAAAAAAGAAGACUUUACUCUUGUUGUGAACAUACCAUUAUUCAUGUCAGUAUAUUAUCCUAUAACCAACCUAUUGUCAGUUUAUACCUAAGGUACAGCGAGCGGAGCUUUGGGCGACUAGCUUUGAGAUGCACUUAUCACAGAGCGGUUAUCAAUGCAGUCGUAGGGAGCGAGUAACCCUGUGUAUUUUAAAACUGUUAACAUAUAAAAGGAACUUUUUUAAAAGGUUGAUGUUUCUAUGGUCACCACACACGUGCGUGCGCACACACACACACACACACACACACACACACACACACACACACACACACACACACACACACACACACACACACACACACAAGUAUGUCUUGCAUGUUUUAGCACUUUCUCAUCAACAGGAUGGAGCCAGAUCAAACCGAUGUGGACUGAGUUUGGAUGGAGAGAGAGAGAGAGAGAGAGAGAGAGAGAGAGAGAGAGAGAGAGAGAGAGAGAGAGAGAGAGAGAGAGAGAGAGAGAGAGAGAGAGAGAGAGAGAGACAUACAUCUUUCUGAUGGUGUGCCUUCGCUACUCUGGCAUAAUAUCCUCGCUUUCUCCAUUUUGGGGCCUUUUGUCUUUGCUUUCUUCAUUUUUCCCCGGACUUCCUGGUUCCGCUCGUCGCCGGGUUCAGUGAAUCACACUGGACCUGACGAGCUGGUGUGGGAGGCAGAGGAAAGACAGAAAAAUGAACAGUCAGACAGGAGACAAACAUAUUAUGUCACUCUCUCUCUCUGUGGACACCGAAUGGACUGCAUUUCUACAGAUGGCGUCAUCUGCUCCACUUGUAACAUAAUUUCUGUUUCCUCCCCAGCACAGAGCAAGUGAAUGCUGAAAUGUGACACUUGUGGGGGUUGACUGGGGAAAACUUGGUGGUAGCAUCUCCACACAUCUGAUUAAUUUCACGUCUUCCUUGUCACAUAUUACUCAACGUAUAUCUCAUCUGUUUAUCAUUGUUUUUGUUGAUGCCAAAUUCUGUGUUUGGGCACUGAACUUUUAGAACAAGGCUUUUGAAUGUUUUUAGUUUAACUGUCUCUACUGUGAGUGUGUCGAGCUCGUGUGUCAAAGGUUUGUCCGACUGUGUCCUCGCCAUAGCGGACAAUGUUGAAGUGGCUGGAUCUGUGGAGUGAUACCGCUGGACUGGUUGUUCUACACUCUGCCGCAAUUAUCUGACGUUCAAAACUUACAUUUCAUUAUUUUCCGGUCACGUUUCACUGACACUUUGUUUAUAUUGUGUAUAUGAAGAGCUUUAUUCCAUGACCUACAACGGAGACAUUGUCUCCCAUGACUCUUUACAUCAAAGUUAAUGUUAUUAUUGUUUUGUUUUGUUUUUUUUAAUUAGGAAGCUAAUCAUUUUGCCCAGAAAUGUAUUUCCUUUGUGGGCAGCAAUUCUGUUGAUUUUAAGUGUUCGUUAAUGACUGUCAUCAUAAAAUCGAUCUAUUGUCUCCUCAUAGGUAAAUUACAUAUAUGCAGAAUAUAUCAUGAUGAUUAGAGUUUGGAACAAAAUUUUCUACCCAGGCUUUUCAAAGCUGAAAUAUGAGCUCACUUGUAAAAAUGUUUACAUGCGCAGGUCUGCAGCUUAUAAACACGGCUCAUGAGAAUCCCAGGUGUUUGAGGAUAUUGACAAGUAUCUAGACAUUUUGAAUUAGCCAUGAUUUCUUUUUGGCUUUCUUUGGCCUGCUUGGUAAGAGCAUUGUAUCCCAUGUUAAUAAUGAGAUAAGGAGGGGUGUGCAGUAUUUAUCUGUUAAACUCCCACUGAAAUUCAGUCAAAUUAUGAAAGAGUUCAUCAUAUGAAAAUGGACAUUGAACUUUUUUAGUCUACUACCGUCUGCUCCUUUGAAUCAAAGCACCCACAUUGCCUGUAUUUUUUGAAAAGUAAAAGUAAAAGAGCUGAUUUAGUGUUGCUGAUCAGGUGACCUGAACCAUGAUAGUGAUUAUGUAAAACCUCUAAUCAUUACAAAGGGGCCUUAAAAUCAAGUUCCUGGUUAUUAGCCAGACAUUUUUUAUUAAUUUAUUCUUAUGCUCUCAGACACACAUGUAGUCUGUAGUUCUUCACAGAGUGGACCUCAUUAGGUUUUGGUGUCAGUGUUUUCCACCAUGACUCAGCUCCUCAGGUCAGCCCUCUUACUUUUACCAGACCCCCCAACUGUGUUUUGAUGCUAAUGUACACAUGCAUCCAUUCACCUCGGGCCUGUGCUAAAUGUGUGGCAGAGUUGUGCAGUUUGUGGCCUCUGAUCAGGCACCACAGUCUUAGGUCAGAGGUUAAAGGUCAUAGUGUGUGCAUAUGUGUGUGUGUGUGUGUGCGUGUAUGAAGUGGCUGCAUGUGAGCCACUGGGAAGCAUUUUUGGGACGUUUUUUUAAGUUUUAAAGGGACGUGGGCUGGAAAAGAAGAGAACAGGAGGGGAAGGGGUCUGUUUCACAUGAACUGAGUGACCAGGAUGUCUUUGUCAGUUUGGAUACUUUUUAUAUAUAAAAGAAUUCAUGCAAAAAAGAAGCAUAAAGCUAGAAUGUAUGUGUAGGGGAGUACUGCUGUCCUGUUAGUUAAUACCAAUAUUUUAAGUAAAUAAAAAGUUGUGUUUCCAUAUCUA
Messenger RNA from Hippoglossus stenolepis (Pacific halibut), 9739 nucleotides. It is a transcript of the gene phip, whose product is annotated as pleckstrin homology domain interacting protein. Gene Ontology annotation, molecular function: protein binding. Gene Ontology annotation, cellular component: nucleus. Lineage: Eukaryota; Metazoa; Chordata; Actinopteri; Pleuronectiformes; Pleuronectidae. The coding region runs from base 267 to 5933 and encodes 1888 amino acids. The record is from RefSeq and is a predicted model, not a curated record. The transcript is spliced from 40 exons. Gene Ontology annotation, biological process: regulation of cell shape; cytoskeleton organization; regulation of transcription by RNA polymerase II.